GAAAAGGCUGUAACUUCUGUGGAGAUGGGAUGGGGGAACCAACUGUAAAGCCCGGGAACCCAAAAAAUACAUAAUCGGACUUGAAGGAGACAGUUUUCAAUACAGAAAAAUACCAUAACUUUGAGAUCCGAGCGGUCUCUGCCAAGUCAAGUUUUAAUUUCAACCCAAAAGUUCAAACUUCAACCUUCCCACCGGCAAGCGUAGCAGCACAGCAGAGAGUGUAAAAGUAACCACCGCCAUUUCCGACAAUCCGAAAAAAGAAAAAAAGAAAAAAAGAAGAAGAAAAGUUUGAGAGAGGAAAAACAAAUAAAUGUGAAAGGUCGCAUUCAACCACAUUUGGCAUAUGCAACGAUAAAGAGCUUUCACAAACAGAGACACACACAACACCCUUCAAAAAGAGAGUUUCAGAUAGAAAUCGAAAUAUCAAAUCUUUAGCCUUUAGGCACAAACAAAUCUGUCUUUUUUUGUUUGGUUGGUUCCGGUGAGACGCAUUUCACGGCAGCGACAUUGAAGGGAUUUUUUAUUUAUUUAUUUUUUUUUUGCUUUUGGUGGGUGAGAGAAUAAUGGGUGUUGAUGAUGAGAAAUCUGGGUCUGAUGGGAAAGUUUGGGGUCUUUGCAGCAUGCCAUUUUGGCAGACAAGAAACGCUUCCUCGUCGUCUUCUUCUUCUUUGGCUUCUAUGCAUAAUAAUGCUCACCAUCUGAAUCAUCAGGGUCAUCAAUCAGUGGAGCAUACCAGCCUUCAGUCUUCUAGUUCUGUAUCGUCUGUGGCUAAGUCUCUGCUGCCAACUAGGAGGAGGCUCCGUCUUGAUCCUCCCAACAAGCUUUUCUUUCCUUUUGUUCCAGCUGUUCGCUGCAGAUCUGAUUGCCUUGUGCAGCACUUUUGUGAUGAACCAGGUAAGCAGGUUAGGAGCGCCAUUGGGAUUAAAAACAUUUCCAAGUCUCAUGUAGCUUUCAAGUUCCAAACAACUGCACCAAAGAGUUGCUACAUGCGUCCUCCUGGGGGUAUACUUGCUCCUGGUGAAAGUCUUGUUGCAACUGUAUUCAAGUUCGUGGAACCUCCAGAGAACAAUGAAAAACCAGUAGAUCAGAAGAGCAAAGUCAAGUUCAAGAUCAUGAGUUUGAAAGUGAAAGGAGAAAUGGAUUAUGUUCCGGAAUUGUUUGAUGAGCAAAAGGACCAUGUCGCAGUUGAGCAAAUAUUGCGAGUUGUUUUCCUUGAGCCUGAACGCCCAAGCCCUGCACUUGAAAAACUUAAGCGGCAAUUGGCUGAAGCUGAGGCUGUAGUUGAGGCGCGUAAGAAGCCUCCUGAAGAUACGGGUCCCCGAAUUGUGGGAGAAGGACUUGUCAUAGAUGAAUGGAAAGAGAGAAGGGAAAGAUAUCUGGCACGGCAACAAGUUGAAGUAGUCGAUUCUGUUUGAAGUGAUGCUUUUUCUUAUUUAGAGCAUUUCUUUUACUGGAGUGGAGGUUUCUAUCUGUGAUGUUGAAAUUCUUUACCUGUUCAUGUCCAAGAGAUGGUUGAAGCAAACAAUUUAGGCUGACAAAAAGGUAAAGUCAAAAAGUGGAAGCAUGUUUUUUUUGUUGUGGGUAGAUUCAAGGAAAAUUUUAUUUGAUUGAAGGCCUGUGGUUCUGGACUCACACCUUAUUACUUGUAGAUAGCAGGAAAUGAAUUGGAAAUGAAAAUGUUAAUUUUUUGGGAGAGCAAUGUUAUAUAUAAAAUAUGAUAACGCUGGCCAUUGUUGGUGGUUUUCUC
Messenger RNA from Ziziphus jujuba (common jujube), 1747 nucleotides. RefSeq names its product vesicle-associated protein 4-2. NCBI's taxonomy places the organism in Eukaryota, Viridiplantae, Streptophyta, Magnoliopsida, Rosales, Rhamnaceae. Bases 564 to 1415 code for a protein of 283 amino acids. Gene Ontology annotation, biological process: endoplasmic reticulum membrane organization. The transcript has 8 exons. The record is from RefSeq and is a predicted model, not a curated record. Gene Ontology annotation, cellular component: endoplasmic reticulum membrane; plasma membrane.